Messenger RNA from Ctenopharyngodon idella (grass carp), 5154 nucleotides. RefSeq names its product granulin a (gene grna). Gene Ontology annotation, cellular component: extracellular region. Lineage: Eukaryota; Metazoa; Chordata; Actinopteri; Cypriniformes; Xenocyprididae. Bases 162 to 4238 code for a protein of 1358 amino acids. The transcript has 31 exons. The record is from RefSeq and is a predicted model, not a curated record.
UUAAGAAAUCUGUUUAUUUAAGAGGUAACCAUUUCUUCAUUCCAGCGCCGUGUGGGGGGACGUUGCGAGGAGACAAGAUCGGUAACUUGGACCCCACGGAUCCAAGGACUGGUCAUUCACUUUCAGCUGUUUACAAACCCACCUGUUCAUUACAUAAAAAGAUGCUGAGACUGACAGUAGGCCUCACUCUGGUGACCCUGGUUGCUUGCUUGCAGUGCCCCAACAACGAAGAGUGUGCGGCAGGCCAGUCAUGCUGCCAGGAUCCCACUGGAGAGUUCACCUGCUGCCCUUUCCAUCACGGAGAGUGUUGUGAGGACCACAUACACUGCUGUCCUGAAGGCAUGCUAUGCAAUGUUUUGGACUUCACAUGUGUAAACGCCACACAUACACUGCCAUCGGUGGAGAGGAUACCGGCUAAACAGUCAGACUUUCCUAAAUCAUUCAGAAUGAUCCCCUCAUUACCUGCAAGUGAAGACGACAUCACCUGCCCUGACGGCUCUUUCUGUCCUGCUGAGUUCUCUUGUCUGCUGAUGGCUUCAUCUUAUGGAUGUUGUCCAGUAGCACAGGGCCUUGUGUGCUCAGAUGGGAAACACUGCUGCCCAAAAGGCCAUGAAUGCAGUGCAGACAGCAGUUCGUGUGUCAAACAAAAAGAACAAGUUGAGACUGUUAUUUGCGGAGAUGGGAAGUCAGAGUGUCCUGUGGACACCACGUGUUGUGAGACAGAAGAUGGUCAAUGGGCGUGCUGCCCCAUGCCAAAGGCUGUAUGCUGUGAUGAUAAAAUCCACUGUUGCCCAGAGGACAGUGUUUGUGAUGUUGAAGGCUCUAAAUGCAUGUCCUCCACCAAUCAGGAGCUGCCCAUGUGGGCCAAGUUCCCUGCUCGCCUCAGGGCUGAAUGGGAAGAUCACAAACCUGCAGAAAUGAGGGCUGAAGCUAAAGUCACUACAACCAGACAAAUCACUACUGCUGGAAACCAAAUGACUACAUUGCCUGGUGCACUCCGAGAGCACUCUGAUGUUCCCUGUAAUGACACCAAAUCCUGUCCAGAUGGAAGCACGUGCUGUAAGACUAAAGAUGGAGGAUGGGCCUGCUGUCCUCUGCCAGAGGCCGUGUGUUGUGACGACUUCAUCCACUGCUGUCCUCAUGGCAAGACUUGUAACGUUGCUGCCGGGUCAUGUGAUGAUCCUUCAGGUUCUACACCCUGGCUGGAGAAGCUGCCCGUCCAAAGUAAGAAUGUGGCUGUUAAACAAGGGUCUUCAGAUGUUCCCUGUAAUGACACCUCGGCCUGUCCAGAUGGAAGCACGUGCUGUAAGACUAAAGAUGGAGGAUGGGCCUGCUGUCCUCUGCCAGAGGCCGUGUGUUGUGACGACUUCAUCCACUGCUGUCCUCAUGGCAAGACUUGUAACGUUGCUGCUGGGUCAUGUGAUGAUCCUUCAGGCUCUACACCCUGGCUGGAGAAGCUGCCCGUCCAACGUAAGAACGUGGCUGUUACACAAGUGUCUUCAGAUGUUCCCUGUAAUGACACCUCGGCCUGUCCAGAUGGAAGCACAUGCUGUAAGACUAAAGAUGGAGGAUGGGCCUGCUGUCCUCUGCCAGAGGCCGUGUGUUGUGAGGACUUCACCCACUGCUGUCCUCAUGGUAAGAUAUGUAAUGUUGCUGCUGGGACAUGUGAAGACCCUUCAUGUUCAGGUGUGCCCUGGGUGAAGCAGGUGCCCGUCCAACCAGUCAUCAGUCAGAAUGUGACUGACAAAAAAAACUCUGAUGUUCCCUGUAAUGACACCAAAUCCUGUCCAGAUGGAAGCACGUGCUGUAAGACUAAAGAUGGAGGAUGGGCCUGCUGUCCUCUGCCAGAGGCCGUGUGUUGUGACGACUUCAUCCACUGCUGUCCUCAUGGCAAGACUUGUAACGUUGCUGCCGGGUCAUGUGAUGGUCCUUCAGGCUCUACACCCUGGCUGGAGAAGCUGCCCGUCCAACGUAAGAAUGUGGCUGUUACACAAGUGUUUUCAGAUGUUCCCUGUGAUGACACCUCGGCCUGUCCAGAUGGAAGCACGUGCUGUAAGACUAAAGAUGGAGGAUGGGCCUGCUGUCCUCUGCCAGAGGCCGUGUGUUGUGACGACUUCAUCCACUGCUGUCCUCAUGGCAAGACUUGUAACGUUGCUGCCGGGUCAUGUGAUGAUCCUUCAGGCUCUACACCCUGGCUGGAGAAGCUGCCUGUCCAACGUAAGAAUGUGGCUGUUAAACAAGGGUCUUCAGAUGUUCCCUGUGAUGACACCUCGGCCUGUCCAGAUGGAAGCACGUGCUGUAAGACUAAAGAUGGAGGAUGGGCCUGCUGUCCUCUGCCAGAGGCCGUGUGUUGUGACGACUUCAUCCACUGCUGUCCUCAUGGCAAGACUUGUAACGUUGCUGCCGGGUCAUGUGAUGGUCCUUCAGGCUCUACACCCUGGCUGGAGAAGCUGCCCGUCCAACGUAAGAAUGUGGCUGUUACACAAGGGUCUUCAGAUGUUCCCUGUGAUGACACCUCGGCCUGUCCAGAUGGAAGCACGUGCUGUAAGACUAAAGAUGGAGGAUGGGCCUGCUGUCCUCUGCCAGAGGCCGUGUGUUGUGACGACUUCAUCCACUGCUGUCCUCAUGGCAAGACUUGUAACGUUGCUGCCGGGUCAUGUGAUGAUCCUUCAGGCUCUACACCCUGGCUGGAGAAGCUGCCUGUCCAACGUAAGAAUGUGGCUGUUAAACAAGGGUCUUCAGAUGUUCCCUGUGAUGACACCUCGGCCUGUCCAGAUGGAAGCACGUGCUGUAAGACUAAAGAUGGAGGAUGGGCCUGCUGUCCUCUGCCAGAGGCCGUGUGUUGUGACGACUUCAUCCACUGCUGUCCUCAUGGCAAGACUUGUAACGUUGCUGCCGGGUCAUGUGAUGGUCCUUCAGGCUCUACACCCUGGCUGGAGAAGCUGCCCGUCCAACGUAAGAAUGUGGCUGUUACACAAGUGUCUUCAGAUGUUCCCUGUGAUGACACCUCGGCCUGUCCAGAUGGAAGCACGUGCUGUAAGACUAAAGAUGGAGGAUGGGCCUGCUGUCCUCUGCCAGAGGCCGUGUGUUGUGACGACUUCAUCCACUGCUGUCCUCAUGGCAAGACUUGUAACGUUGCUGCCGGGUCAUGUGAUGAUCCUUCAGGCUCUUCGCCCUGGCUGGAGAAGGUGCCUGCUCGCCCUAGAGCAGGUCAAAGGUCAACUAAGAACAUGAAUUGCGACUCUAGUCACAUUUGUCCUGAAUCCAACACUUGCUGUAAGAACAUCGACGGAGACUGGGGCUGCUGUCCUUUGCCUGAGGCUGUGUGUUGUAGGGAUAGAUUCCACUGCUGUCCGCACGGCACCACUUGCAACCUUGUAACACUCACCUGUAAUGGCAACACCACCUCUGUACCUAUGUCAGUCAUAAACUCAUCCUCAGAUAAGGAGGAACAGAGACAGCACAAGAAAGUGAAAGAGGAAGUGGGGAAGUAUAUCAGGGUUCCAUGUGAUGCACAUACUUCCUGCCCAGAUCACACCACUUGCUGUCUUAUUGCAAAAACCAACAAAUGGGGUUGUUGCCCUCUGCCUAAUGCAGUAUGUUGCACAGAUGGGGAACACUGUUGUCCGGCUCACUAUAAGUGCGAUGUGAGCCGUGUGUCUUGCAUCAAGGGAGAUGUGGUGAUCCCCUGGUACAAUAAAAUUGCUGCUCAAAGUUCACUAACUCCAAACUCGGAUCUCAGCACCAAUAAGUGCGAUGAACAGUCGAGUUGCUCCACAGAUUCGACCUGCUGCCGUCUAACCACAGGAGAAUGGGGCUGCUGCCCUCUUCCUCAGGCUGUUUGCUGCCCAGACCAGCAGCACUGUUGUCCCAGAGGAUACAAGUGUGACUUGCGUAGACACUCCUGCAUAAAGACCACCUGGCUGUACGUAGAAAGAGUCCCACUUGCCCACAUUGGUGUCCAAAAGCCACAGCCAAGUGUCUCAGGAAAGGACAUUCAGUGUGGUGGUGGAUAUACUUGCCAAGAUGGCCAGACCUGUUGUCCAACCUCCCAGACCACUUGGGGCUGUUGCCCGUCUUCUAUGGCGGAGUGCUGUGAUGAUAUGAAACACUGCUGCCCUGCUGGAUACAAAUGUGGCACGGGUGGAAUUUGUACUCCAGCUGUAGGCUUUGACUGGAACAACUGGGACAGCUGGAGGGUGUUCUUCUCCAAAAAGAAACGAGCUACAACUCUAUAAAAAAACACCUGGGUUACUUAUAAAGUGUCUAAGUGUCAGAUUUUAAAUUUUUUACAUUUUCAAAGUACUAAUCAGGGGUAAUCAGACAGUUUACUCUACAAGUUUGAUUUUAUUAGCGGGGGAAAGUUUGAUGAGGGCUGACUAUGAUGGUUAAGUUUCCAUUGUCUAUCAGUAAUACUAAGUUUUGGCCAUUGAGCCAUUUGUACAUUUUAAGAAUAUAAUUUUUUUGUAAAGUGUGUACACAGUGUUCAUAAUUUUGCAUAGGUUCCAGUUUUUUGGUUACUGCUCAGUUUAUCUGAAGAUUAAUUUGACUAUGAAAUAGUGUAAAGAUGUAACGCAUAUCGACGCGUAGAUGAUCUUUAGUGGCUGAAUUUACACACCAAUUCAAACGCCGGCUAUUAUAAUUUGCCAUGUACAAAUGUCACAGGCCUCUCUGGUUUACGUGUUACAUUUUUUUUCAGACUUGACAUCAUGCAGUCUUGUGAUUAUGACUACAUUGCCCUGGAUAAAGAAAAACAUUAAAUAAACCUCUUUAGAGACCAGAUAACAUAUUUUCUGUGUAACUUCCCUAUGCAAGUCUUGAUCUUUACUUUUAUUUGUGUAAUUGCCUUCUUUACUGAAUUAAAUGCUUACUGGUUUUAACUGUUACAGGGUUUCUACUGGUUUCAUCAAAUCUAAUUUAAUGCUUUUUAAUGCCUUUUUAAUGCCAAUUUUUUAAUUUUUAAUGCCAUAUAUAUGCCGCUAAAUGUCGAUAGAUGACGACAUAUGGCAAUUAGAAAAUUCAUCAUGUCACUGUUGCAUUCGCUUUACGCCAAGUGUCAGCCCUUUACAUUUGUUUACUUCUCUGCUGCUACCCUUUUGCUCACAUAAUGUAUUUUAAUACAGCCAAAUUCCCAAUAAAAUUGUUUCAUCUAUA